AUACAAACUGUGAAUAUUAUUACUUUCCGAAAUAUUAAAAUCUUCAUCCUUUUAAAUCUCCUAAUUCUACUAAAACUUGACUUUCCUUUUUGAUUUUUUUAAACUAAAAAUAUUUAUAUUUUCUGUGCAUCUUCUCUGUCUGUUUUGACUCGCUUCCUCUCUCCCUCUCUCUUUGUCCUAGCAGGUCACUGAUUAUAAAUACUUUCGUCGAACUCUCUUUCCCUAGGCAAAAAAAGAAAACGAAAUUACAAACUCUUUUGUGCUCUCUUUUACAAAACCCUAGAUAAGGUUAGAUCACAAUCUUUUCGUCUUCACCUGAAGCGUUCUCCAAUAACCUCUUGAUACUUAAAAAAGCAUCUAUUUAUAAAGUAGUAGUAGAAGCAUUAGUGUUUAGUGAUUUUGAUUAUUUACAAAGUAAAUCAUCUCAAACUCAGUUGUCUUAGACCUCUGGAAGAUUUUGACUCUAUAAAGUUUGGAUCUUUUGUUAGGUAGUCUUUAAAGUUUUGAUCUUUACUACUUAUUUUGUAAAAAGGGCAUUCCUUUACUGUUUAAAUUUGUGUUUGUGGUGGAUAGUUCUCUGUUUGUAUUAUCUGCUAAGCUGUGUUUGGUUCUGUACAAUUGUUAGGAAUGGGGAAGCAGUUAAAGAAAGGUCGAGCUCCUCCAGGUGGGAAUCAGUUCUCCAAGAAGGUAGCUAAGCAAAGCGCGGAGACAGUGAUGGAACAAAGAUCUUGUGUGCAUUUUGAUAAAUGCGUUGAUUUGAAUAAGUUGUUGAAAAAGAUGAAAGCUUGUGAACGAAUCAAGUGUAGAGAUUGCAAGGAAGGAGUGGACAUGAAGAGAAGAAGUGAAGGGGAAGUUAGUAGCUUUUCUUGUGAUGCUGCUAAGAGAGCUGUUUGGCUUUGCUUGGAGUGUGGCCGUUAUUGCUGUGGAGGUGUUGGUUUGCCAACUGAACCUCAGAGUCAUGUCAUGCGUCACAUCAAGAUGACGUGUCACCGUCUUGUGAUUCAGUGUGAAAACACUCGGUUGAGAUGGUGUUUCGCUUGCCAGUCACUGCUCCCUUUUGAGAAGGAAGUGAAUGGUGAGAGGAAAGAUUUGUUGCUGGAAGCUGUGAAGCUGAUUAAAGAACGUUCUUCAAAGAUUUGCUCUGGUGAAGCUGAAACUGAAGAAGAUUCACGUUCAAGUAGUAGUAUCUCUGGUGAGAUCAAAGGUUCUGGUUAUGGUGUAAGAGGUUUAGUUAACCUUGGGAACACAUGUUUCUUUAACUCUGUACUGCAGAACCUUCUUUCUUUGGAUCGGUUACGUGACCGCUUGUUUAAAGAGGAUCAGUCUUGUGGCGGGCCUCUUGUUUCCUCCCUGAAGAAGCUGUUCACAGAAGCAGCAUCAGAAGCAGGAUUGUUCAAUAGUGUGAUAAACCCAUGGGACUUUUUUGGUACCUUAUGUUCUAAGGCUCCUCAGUUUAGGGGAUAUCAGCAGCAUGACAGUCACGAGCUGCUAAGGUGUCUGUUGGAUGGUUUGAGCAUCGAAGAAACGAGUCUGAGAAAGAAGCAUGAUGGUGAUGAGAGUGAGAAACCUACUCUGGUAGAUUCUGUGUUCGGUGGUGAAGUUUCAAGCACCAUCUCUUGUUUGGAAUGUGGACACUCCUCAAAGGUUUAUGAACCCUUUUUGGAUCUCUCUUUACCUGUUCCCUCCAAGAAACAAACCCUCUCUCAGGAAGAGAGAAGUAAACUUACACCACCAACAAAGGUCUUUAAGAAUGUGGAAGACAGCAAAGAUUCAUCAGAACCUGUGUCAACUAUGACCUUUGACAAUAAUCAGGUCCCUGAAAUUAUUGUAACACAAAAGGAGAUGGAAGAAGUUGGUAGUUUUUGGUGUGAAUCUUUUGGAAUAGAAGUCUCUCACAAUGAGACCGAUCUGGUUUCUCAAGGUGGUGUUAGUGAUAAUGACGACGGAAGUGCAAAACAAAAAGAUAAAGAGGCUAUUACGCAGUGUAGUAAAGACACAGCUUCAAGUGGGAUUGAUGAGGCUCAAGUGUGGGGCUAUCCCUUGGCUAAUGAAGAGCUUCCUUUGCUGGUUGUAGAUUCUCAAGUUAUGAAUAUGCCUUAUAAAGGUGACAUAUACUAUGAUGAUAAAACAGUUGCAGAAGGUAAGGGUGAGAAGCAGGCUUGUCCAAUAGUUAGACAGACUUUUGAAAGUAGCACAGAAACGCUGAUGCCUGAUAAUGACGGAAGUGCAAAACCAGAUAAAGAGGCUAUGCAGUGUAGUAAAGAGACAGCUUCAAGUGAGAUUGAUGAGGCUCAAGUAUGGGGAUAUCCUGAUAUAGGGCAUAGCUUUUCAUCUGCAAAGCCAUGCGCUGAUGAAGAGGUUCCUUUGCUGGUAGCAGACUCUCAAGUUCUGUGUAUGCCUUAUAAAGAUGAUAAAACAGUUGCAGAAGACAAGGGUGAGACUUCCUCGUCGUAUGUGAGCGGCCACCAUGACCAACAAACCGUAGAUUAUGUUGACUUUAGCUGGUUUUUUGAAGAGCCUGACGUCGCCUUUGAUGAUAAAACAGUUAGGGAGUGUGAGGAUGAAGUUUCCUCUUCACUCAUGAGCAGCCACCAUGGGAAAACCGUUGAUUAUGUUGACCUUAACGAGCCUGGCGUCUCCUGUAAUGCUAAAACAAUUAAGGAACGUGAAGGUGAAGUUUCCUCAUCACUCGCGAGCAGCCACCAUGGUCAAACCGUUGAUUAUGUUGACUCUAGCGGUUGUUUUGACAAGGCUGAUGUCUCCUGUAAUGAUAAAACAGUUAGGAAAUGUGAAGGUGAAGCUCCCUCGUCAUUUCUGAGCAGCCACCAUGGAAAAAAGAUAGAGAAUGCUGACUAUUACUGGUUUUCUGUCGAGCCUGAGAUAUCUAAAGGACCAGUUUUUGGACCACCAACUAAAGCUGAGGUUUGUGAAGCUGGUUUCAUGGGUGUCAGCAGCAACUCUGAUGCUGAAGUAGUUCUUGAUGAUUUGGAUUCACCUGUCUCUGUAGAAAGCUGUUUGGCUAUGUUCACCAAGCCUGAGAUUUUGUCAGAAGACAAUGCUUGGCACUGUGAGAACUGUUCUACUAACUUAAAACUCCAACGGUUGAGAGAAAAGAGAGAACUAGUUGGCAGUGGAUGGGUGUAUGAUACUAUAUUCAACCAAUCCUUUACAGAUUUCAAAAACUGGGAUACCAUAUAUGAUGAUGAGGCAGUAGAUUCAGAGGAAGUGGUAGUAAGAAGCGCUGCAAUUAAAAGGGUACUUGUAAACAAGGCACCACCUGUCUUGACCAUUCAUCUCAAAAGGUUCAGCCAAAACGCUCGCGGCAGGCUGAGCAAGUUACGUGGCCAUGUUGCUUUCAAUGAGUUUAUCGAUCUUGGCCUAUAUAUGGAUAUGGAGUCUAGGUAAAUGCAUGCCCAUUCUUUCUUCUCUAGAGACUUUAAUAAGAAAGCAGACUCUCUCUUCCUUAUUUUCCCAUCUCUCUCUUUUGUAGGCAGGACGAAGAAGACCAGCCGGUUUACAUGUUGGCAGGGUUAGUGGAGCAUUCAGGGACAAUGGGGAGAGGUCACUAUGUUGCUUACAUUAGAGGAGACGAUAAGGAGAGGAGAGACUCAUCCGUAUGGUAUCGUGCAAGCGAUUAUUUUGUAAGACAGGUUUCUUUUGAAGAAGUUCUUCGUUCUGAGGCGUAUAUCUUAUUCUACCAACUUAUCUGAGAACUCGCAGCGGGCCAGUAUCUUCUGAUGCUCUUCACAGUUUGUGCUGGUGAACAGUUUGUUCUUAGUCUUUGUUUCUAUUUUCUUGACUAAGUUUUUAUCACUGAGAUUCUUUUAACUUCUAAUUGAGUUAUUAGUUAAAUUAUAAACUUGGCCUUGUUUGAAAGAUAAACAUGAGAAAUACCGACAAAAACUAAACAAAAAACACAAACAAACUUGAAGAUGCUAAUAACAAUUUAACCAAAUAACCAUGACAAAGCCAUGCUAACAAAGCCAUGAACAACAAUUUAGC
Molecule: messenger RNA, 4002 nt
Organism: Brassica napus (rape)
Lineage: Eukaryota; Viridiplantae; Streptophyta; Magnoliopsida; Brassicales; Brassicaceae
Product: ubiquitin carboxyl-terminal hydrolase 2-like
Exons: 1
Coding region: 628-3405 (925 amino acids)
Biological process (GO): protein deubiquitination
Cellular component (GO): cytosol; nucleus
Molecular function (GO): zinc ion binding; cysteine-type endopeptidase activity; cysteine-type deubiquitinase activity
Source: RefSeq, a predicted model, not a curated record